Messenger RNA from Angiostrongylus costaricensis, 282 nucleotides. The record is from the annotation of a GenBank genome assembly. Lineage: Eukaryota; Metazoa; Nematoda; Chromadorea; Rhabditida; Metastrongylidae.
AUGUCUUCAUCUGAGAACAGCUCUCGUCAAUUGAAUAAUGUCCAGAUUUCAGCAGAGAUAACUCUGAAUGGAACGCUCGUUGUGAACGCGCAGCUUACUUCUAUUGACUACAUUACCGUUACUGUUGAAAACUACACCAAUCUCAUUCAAGAGUUCCGUAUCGAUUUCAAAAAUGCGGUUGUAGACUUGGAAAUGGGUGAGAGUGGUGGAUAUGAACGUGGAAAUGCGAUUUAUGCAACAAAGGGUAAAAAAUUCAACAUUUGUCAUCCAUUAAUCGCCUAA